Rhododendron vialii is the source of this 1741-nucleotide messenger RNA. Its product is annotated as beta-amyrin 28-monooxygenase-like. Gene Ontology annotation, molecular function: heme binding; monooxygenase activity; iron ion binding. Gene Ontology annotation, biological process: sterol metabolic process. The record is from RefSeq and is a predicted model, not a curated record. NCBI's taxonomy places the organism in Eukaryota, Viridiplantae, Streptophyta, Magnoliopsida, Ericales, Ericaceae. The transcript is spliced from 5 exons. The coding region runs from base 68 to 1465 and encodes 465 amino acids.
AUGCCCUUUCCUGCCUGUAGCAAACUGUCCUUUUACUCCAAUCCAUUCCAAGAACAAGAUACUAUACAUGGAGGCUCUCUCACUAGCCCUAGCUUUUCUCAUCAUAUUUCUCACACUUAGUUUUUUUCUCUCCAAAAACGGAUCCGAUGCCGAUUCAAGGCUUCCACCGGGUGGCACGGGGUUGCCCUUCGUCGGCGAAACCCUAGAUUUCUUCAUCAACCCCGAGAAAUUCAUCACGGACAGGAUGAAAAAGCACUCUCCAGACAUAUUCAUGACCAAUUUUUUCGGGGAGAAGAUCGUGGUGAUAUGCGGCCCCAACGGACACAAGUUUCUCUGGUCCAACGAGAACAAGUACUUCACUACAUUCUAUCCGCAGGCCAUUCAAAAGCUCUUCCUCACCUCCCAACCGAAAGUCGAAAAAUUAGUACGCGAAGAGGCUUUCCAGGCGAUAAGGGGACCGGGAUUUUUGAAGCCCGAGGCGUUGGUCCAUUACUUGGCAGGUAUGGACUCCAUCAUCCAGCAACAACUGAAGACACACUGGGAAGGCAAAUCUGAGGUGAAGAUCCACCCUUUUUCAAGGGCUGCAACCUUGACGCUUGCAUGCAAAUUCUUCAUGGGCACUGACAAUCCGGAGCGAAUCGCGAAACUCAUCCGCCAUUUCGAUGGCAUCACCGAAGGGAUUCAUUCCCUCCCUCUCAACAUUCCCGGGACCGCCUUCUACAGCGCGAGCAAGGCGGCGGGCGUGAUUCGGAAGGAGCUCGCGACCGUGAUCAAGGAGAAGAAAGCCGCGGUGGCGGCCGGAUCGCCGAGUCAGGACCUGUUGUCGACGUUCAUCUCCACCGGGGUCAUGUCGGACGCCGAGGUAGCUGACAAGAUAAUGGGAUUGCUGAUUGCUGGGUAUAGCACGGUUGCCACCACCAUGACUUUUUUCAUGAAGUACGUUGGAGAGAGACCUGAGGUUUAUCAUAAGGUUCUUACAGAGCAGCUAGAGAUCUCAAAGGCGAAGCAACCGGGAGAAUUGCUAUGCUGGGACGACAUGCAAAAAAUGAAGUACUCCUGGGCUGUCAUCUGUGAAGUGAUGAGGCUGACUCCCCCACUUCUAGGAACUUUCAGAGAAGCCAUGACUGAUUUUACCUAUGCUGGUUACUCUGUUCCAAAAGGGUGGAAGGUAUUUUGGACAGUGAACACAACACAGAAGAACCCCGAGUACUUUCGAGAACCAAAUAAAUUCGACCCGUCAAGAUUCAUGGAAGGUGAUGCGCCACCAGCCUUUACAUACGUGCCAUUUGGAGGUGGACCUAGAAUGUGCCCUGGAAAGGAAUACGCUCGAUUAGUGGUACUUGCUUUCGUCCACAACGUGGUUAAAAAGUAUAAAUGGUCCCUCAUUGAUCCUAGAGAGAAAAUUUUAGGCAGCAUGAUGCCAUUGCCGGAGAAAGGACUUCCAGUUCGCCUAUAUCAUCGCUAGGGUUUUUGUCGAUAUAUCUAUACUUAAUUUACUUCAUGCACAACUUGGAUUUCUCCAAGAAUUGAACUUAAUUCCAUUAAGUAAUACUUACACAUGUAUUUGUAAGGCUUCUUAAUUAGUUUUAGUCCCAUGGAAGGAAGAUCUUGUAAGUAUAUACGAGUUUACUUUCUAUCGUCUAGUUGAAGGAAAUAAAAAUAUUUCAUCCUGAAUGGAUAUACCCUCGUCUAAACUGUAACGAUUUUAAUGAGAGGAAAACUUGUUAUGUAUUAAUAAAAA